Molecule: messenger RNA, 455 nt
Organism: Staurois parvus
Lineage: Eukaryota; Metazoa; Chordata; Amphibia; Anura; Ranidae
Source: the annotation of a GenBank genome assembly
UGGUGCGCUGUAUCCGAUCACCGAUCAAUGGAAAGAGCCAAAGAUGUCGGCUCGGUCAUGUGAUCAGUUGUGUCCAAUCACAGCUGAUCACAUGAGGGACAUGUACACUGAUCAUCAGGGCACUGAUGAUCAGUGUGCCCUGAUGAUCAGUGUAGCCCCAGCAGUGCUACCUGUCAGUGCCCAUCAAUGCCAGCUGUCAGUGAUCAUCAAUGCCACCUGCCAGUGCCCAUCAGCGGCUCGUCAAUGCCACAUAUCAGUGCCUACCAGUGCCCAUCAAUGCCACAUCAGUGCCCAUCUGAGCUGCCUUUCAGUGUCACCCAUCAGUGCCCCCUAUCAAUGCCCCCUAUCAGUGCGCAUCAGUGCCGCCUAUCAGCAUCAUAUAUGCGUGCUGCCUUUCAGUGCCUAUCAGUGAUGCCUGUCAAUACCCAUCAGUGCCACCUACCAGUGCCUCCUCA